This is a messenger RNA of Ictidomys tridecemlineatus (thirteen-lined ground squirrel), 3754 nucleotides long. The record is from RefSeq and is a predicted model, not a curated record. NCBI's taxonomy places the organism in Eukaryota, Metazoa, Chordata, Mammalia, Rodentia, Sciuridae.
AGUCUCACCGACUCCACUUCACAGCUGAAAAUGUGCUUCUCACACCAUUCCCACUGCACCUCCUCUGUGGGUGACUGGAGGAGACCCUUCCUUUCUCGUUUCCUGUACCGAUGGAGUGCCUGGUCUGGGCUCCUUGUCCCUCACACACUUCUCCAGGCCUCCCAGGCCGGCACUGCCCUGUCCUCAGCUCUGGACUGGGGGCACAUCCACACAGUGCAGGGUGGCUCUAGAGGACACCUAGGGCUGGGACACGCCGCAAGACCCUAGGGGAAGCAAAGGGGCAGGCGUGAGCCACGUGGCUGAGGCCAGGCCCACUUCCCAGGGGCUGAAGGCCAGCAGCCUCCUCCACGAUCCAGGCCACGUGCUGCAGCCUCCUCGUACCGUGCGGGAUAAGUGGCUUUGGUGCUUGUGUCUGCAGGCACAGCCAGGGAAGAGCAGGGUGAGUGUGAGUGCUGACGAGGCAGGCAGUGGACCCACGCAGUCACUAGGACUUGCUGACUUGCCCUGACAGCACGGCAAGCCACCUGAGUGGACCUAACAUGGCAUUUAAGUCUGCAGUGAGACCACCCCAGUGCCACUCACGAGGGCCAGGCUGGAGCAGGUGACAGUGCGCUGGUAACACAAGGGCACCGGCUGCACUUCCCUGGUUAAGCACCAGGUUUCGGGAGCCUGGGCACAGGUCACUGCAAAGCAGGCAGCCAAAUGGCCCUGUGACAACGCCUGGGGACAACCAAGGGAGCUGGGGCUUGGCCCCUGCAAAGCCCUCUCCUCUCCAGGGAAGGUCCCAUCAUGGGAUAAGGGCUCCCAGAGAAAUGCAGCACUCUGCACUGACACUGACCCUCCACGCCUGCCACCUGACCCCCAGCCAGCUCUCUCAGUCAGGAGCUAGUGGAGGACAAGAGGCUGCAGGUGCAGCGGACGCGUUGCCGCUCCCGGCAGUGCCUCUGCUCCAACCCUCCCCAGUGCCUGAAUGGGGACACCUUCCAACCACAGCCUCCCCUGACUCCAGCCUCUGCUCUGCUUUGCAGCUCCGGGCAGCGGGUGUGAGACCUUCCUCGCCGGGCCCUCGGCACGUGGAGCUGGCUCGGUCACGGGCACACGGCCACAAGGCGAGACGGGGGCUCAUCUCCCUGGACCCGGUGUCUGGACCAGCGAGGAGCGGGCAGUGACCACACCACGUGGCAGACCUCAGUCUGACAGACACCAUGAGCCUCCUCAAGGAGAGGAAGCCCAAGAAGCCACACUACAUCCCGCGGCCCCCAGGGAAGCCCUUCAAGUACAAGUGCUUCCAGUGCCCGUUCACCUGCAACGAGAAGUCCCACCUCUUCAACCACAUGAAGUACGGCCUCUGCAAGAACUCCAUCACACUCGUGUCUGAGCAGGACCGCGGCCCCCGGUGCCCCCGGGCCCACGCACCCGACCCCAGGCCCCCCCGGCAGCAGGCGCCCACGGCACAGCUGGCCUCUCCCCAGCCCCUCACUGACGGCCUCCCAGGCUUUGACCCCAAGCCCCAGCAGGGCUCUGGCAAGGAAGACGUGCAGGAGAGCCUGAAGCUGCAGGCUCGGAGGACCCACGCCCUCCCGCAGAAGCCGGGCCUCCAGCAGGAGGAAGCCCCAGAAGCAGCCCGGGGGACGCAGCCUGCUCUGGACCUGGCCCGGCCUUCGGCGUUCAUUCCAGUUGGGGAGCACAGACUUAAGGGGCCCGAAAACACGGAGGGGCCCGAAACGCUGUCAUCCACCAACCCUACCACCAAAGCCACAGCCUUCCACACCAAGUCUGCGUUCCACGCUCCUGGCUACCCUUGGAAAGCAGGCUCCCCGUUCCUCCCGCCCGAGUUUCCACAUAAAAUCCCACCUACCAAGGGGUUCAGUGCCAUCUCCCCUUACGUGCAUCCCACGAUCCCAGAGUACCCCCCGCCCUUCUACGCAGAGCACGGGCUGGCCGCCAUCUACUCCCCCUACCUGCUGGCCGGGAGCGCCCCCGAGUGCGACACCACUCUGCUGUCUGUCUACGGGGCCCCAGACCAGAGACACUUCCUGCCUCCCCCGGGGCCCCUCCCCAAGCACCUGACCCCGUCGCCGUCAACGUACGACCACUACAGAUUCCUCCAGCAGUUCCACCCCAGUCUGCCGGUUCCUUAUGGAUUCUACAGACCAGAGUCUGCCUUCUCCUCCUACAGCCUCAGGCUCCCGCCCCUCGCUGGCAUCACUCGGGAACAGAGCUCCCGCCUCCUUGAAGAGGCCACCCUGGCCCACCCAGCCUCGAGUCCCUCCGAGUUAAGCCCUUCAAACUCCCACAAAAAACACACAGAAUUCGAGAAAGAAAGUCCGAUUCCUGAAGCUAAAGACCCCUCCAAAGAUGGGCAGCGGGACCUGGAAGGAGCCAAAAUGAGCCCCCGGGCAGGCAGUGCAGCCACAGGCUCCCCAGGAAGGCCAAGCCCCACCAACUUCACGCAGACAAGCCAGGCCUGCGAAGGCCUGUGUGACCUCUCCAACAAAGGGUCCCCAAGUGCCCUGGGAUGGCGCCCGCAGCCCGAACAGAGCCCCACAGCCUUCAGACCCGUCCCAAAGAACACAGACUGCCCUCACUCCCAGGUUCCUGCAAACAGCACAGAGUCUCCACACAGCCUCGAGGCCGGGAAUGGAGACCCUCCAGCUCAGACAGCAAGCCCUCUUCCCACCACCGAGGCCGCACACGCCAUCCCCGAGGACGGCUCCAGGACAGGCCCCCUCAACCUCUCCAAGAAGUCAGAGCCAAGACCUGCAGCUGCUGGUGGAGCCAUGUACCCGGGAAGUGCCAAGGCAGAGGCCCCAGGUUUCACAGAGCUGCAGGACUUGCCCCUCAACCUCUCUGUUAAGGACCCCUGCAAUGCCCGGGCUCCAAGGCCUGCCGUCCCCAGCCCACUGCAAAGUGCAGAACCCGCUGCUGCUCCCAGGACUGGGAGAGGAAGUCCCCGAGAUGGCUCAAGUUGUGCUGAGGCCCAGCAGGAGGAGGGCCCAGGUGGGAAGGCCCCAGCCUCCCGCGUGGUGGACAGCAGUGACGAGCAGAAGCAGACGGCAGCUGUGGCCCUCUGUCAGCUGGCAGCCUACAGCCCGGGAAACGUGAGGGUGGGCGAGGGGGAGCCCACCACCCAGGAGUCAGGCUGCCAAGAUGCACCUACUCCUAGCUCCACAGAGAGCCAGGGGACUCAGUGUGACCUCAGACCCAAAGGACAAAAGAGGGCAAGUCAAAGAGACACAGGAAAACCACAGCAAGGAAGUAAGAAGACAAAGCCAAGUGACACGGCCGCGCGGGUGUUCACCCUGCGCAAGAGGACCCGGGUGUCCUGAGACCCGCCAGGCCCAGGGCCCUCUCCGCCAGCCGAGCCAUCACUCCCCAGGCGGCUGCCACAGAUGCGGCUCUCUCUUUUCCACCCUUCAGGCCGCUGCAAGGCCCUUCCGUCUCUGGUGGUAGGAAUGUCUCAGACUGAGGUUUGGCCUGCUUCUCUGCAAGUGGACCGCGCCCCCGGUUCUGACGGCCAUUUUGGUCCGUGACACUUAGCCUCAGCAGUCACUGCAGAACACGCCCACUGGCUGGCUCACCAACAUGAGGCUAUCUACAGAGGCCGCCUGCUCCAUCAGGGAAAGGCACACUGGUGAGCGCGAGAGCUACUCAUGCCGACUUCCCGACCUCUCGGUCUCACUCCCUAUCCCUAAAAUGACUUGUAUGUUGCUAACUCCCAAUAAAUUCAUGUGAACUUUAAGGGUACAUAAAA